AUGUUCCUUCCACGAGAAAUCACGAGCACCUACAUAUUUCAAGAAAGACAGGCGGAAAACAUUAUAGAUGACUUUGGCAUGAAUUAUGAGACAAAGAUGUCUCAACAAAACGAAACCAUUGUUGUUACCGCUAUGAUUCAGUAUGGAUUAGAUAUGCAGGCAACCGGAUGGCAGAGAUUAGAGACGGGAGGAAUAGGAAGAACAAUUGGAGUCCUUGAACUUGUUUUUCAAGAUUAA
This is a messenger RNA of Dovyalis caffra, 237 nucleotides long. The record is from the annotation of a GenBank genome assembly. NCBI's taxonomy places the organism in Eukaryota, Viridiplantae, Streptophyta, Magnoliopsida, Malpighiales, Salicaceae.